AUGGCCGAAGCAGCCCGGGAAGUAUCUUCUCAAGAUUCACAAGAGUCCGUGUCAAGUGCUCGAAGACAAAUGGACGAAGAUUGGCCUCCACAAGGACUAGCAAACGCUUGCGAACUCUCGAGUGGGUUCGAAACUUCCACCAACGUUCAACGGCCAAACCGACAACAUUCAUUCUGUGACCCUUCUCUGGACCACCAGAGACCUAUGUAUCAGAGAGACGACGAGGACGAGCCGAGACAGCCUUCGUAUGCGCAACUGAGAGAGACACCUAGAGAUGACCUGUCAAAUGAGGAAUCAGCAUCUAUAUGCGACGAUAGCGACAAGGAAAACACACCACCGGAAGCGGGAUACAAGGGUGCGACGUUUCAUGAUAAGCUUCGGGGGACUAUAGAGUGCGAUAUUGGUGAUAAUAGUGUCGGUCGCUGUGUCAGCAUCAGCAUCACUUUGCCAACUCCUGAGAGCACUUCCAGUAUCGACUUGAAAGUCUCGGUCGGACUCCGAAAGGAGAACAGACAAGGUCGAGGCAGCAAGCGAAACGGUAGAUCAGGCCGGGUCUCCAAAAGAAGAAACAGGGCCUCAAGUACCUACAGCGGAAGGGCAGGCGGCAUGAGAGACAGCGGAGAUCGUCUUUGA
Molecule: messenger RNA, 633 nt
Organism: Colletotrichum godetiae
Lineage: Eukaryota; Fungi; Ascomycota; Sordariomycetes; Glomerellales; Glomerellaceae
Exons: 1
Coding region: 1-633 (210 amino acids)
Source: RefSeq, a predicted model, not a curated record